AUGCCGCCUUUUUGGCUGGCUGGGAUCAAGCUGGUUGGUGCGCCGUGCACUGGGAUUCCAAUGGAUCUUGCCAACACCCCCAUCUUCACAUCCCCAAUUCACCACACAAAUGGUGCUUCGCGGUCUUGA
Colletotrichum costaricense is the source of this 129-nucleotide messenger RNA. RefSeq lists its product as uncharacterized. The transcript has a single exon. Bases 1 to 129 code for a protein of 42 amino acids. NCBI's taxonomy places the organism in Eukaryota, Fungi, Ascomycota, Sordariomycetes, Glomerellales, Glomerellaceae. The record is from RefSeq and is a predicted model, not a curated record.